AUGGAAACCUUACUGAUGGAGAUAAGAAGAUGGAUGUCUACUAAUAUGCUGAAGCUCAACGAUGACAAAACUGAAAUCAUUGCUUUAGAAGGUCCUCGUCGCAAUCGUGUUGAACUACCACCGAUGAUAAUUGGCAAUGAAGUGAUUCCUGUCUCCAAAUCUGUUCGUCUUCUUGGUGUAGACAUGGAUAGUAACAUGACACUUAAAGGUCAUAUUUGCUGUGUUGCGAAAAAGUGUUUUGCUACCCUGAGAAACAUGUUCAAGAUCAGGCGGUGCCUCAAUGAGACUGCUGCCAAAGCAAUGGUUCACACUAUGGUAACAUCUAACAUUGACUACUGCAACGUCCUCCUAUGUGGUCUGCCACAGUCUACACUAAAAUAUCUAUCAAAAAUUCAAAAGAUAUCUUUACGUUUUAUCUCACAAAGUGCCAAAUACGGCCAUGUAACACCAGUGUUGAAAGAUCUACAUUGCCUGCCUAUUGAACAGCGUAUAGAGUAUGAAGUUCUAGUGAUGAACUCUCUCCACAAUACAUCGAGGAACUAA
Messenger RNA from Actinia tenebrosa (Australian red waratah sea anemone), 543 nucleotides. RefSeq lists its product as uncharacterized. NCBI's taxonomy places the organism in Eukaryota, Metazoa, Cnidaria, Anthozoa, Actiniaria, Actiniidae. The record is from RefSeq and is a predicted model, not a curated record.